AUGGACGAAAAGCCCACAGCAGCACGCCUCUCGCGUUCAACCUCGCCAUCUCUCCAAAACACCGCUCUACACUCCGAAGCUGCCCGUAAAUCCUCCAUCACAAGCACAAAUGGCAAAACGAAAACCGAAGAAAUCGCACGCAUCGACGCCCUGGCCACCGCACCCGGUGUGAGCUUGGCAUCCUUCGCACAUCUCGACGAAAAAGCCAUCCUCCGAAAAAUGGACCUGCGAUUAAUCCCCAUGCUCGCCCUCCUCUACCUGCUCUCAUUCCUGGACCGCGGCAACAUAGGAAACGCCAAGAUCGAAGGGCUUACAGAAGACCUGGGCAUGAGCGGCGCGCAGUACAAUUGGUGUUUGACCGUGUUUUUCUUCACGUAUGCUGCGUUCGAGGUGCCGUCGAAUCUGCUUUUGAAGAAACUGCGGCCGAGUGUGUGGUUGCCGACGAUUAUGGUGGCGUGGGGGAUAGUCAUGACGCUGAUGGGCAUAGUGCAGAAUUAUCAUGGACUGCUCAUUGCGAGGAUAUUCCUCGGGGUGACGGAGGCUGGGCUGUUUCCGGGCGUUGCGUAUUAUAUUACGAUGUGGUAUGCGAGGCAUGAAGCCCAGUUUCGACAAGCGCUGUUUUUCAGUGCUGCGAGUGUGGCGGGCGCGUUCUCCGGGCUACUGGCAUAUGGCAUCGCGCACAUGGAUGGUGUAGGAAACAUCGCCGGGUGGAGAUGGAUCUUCAUUCUUGAGGGGAUUCUAACUGUGGUCGUGGCUAUUAUUGCGUACUUUACACUGUACGACUUUCCUGAGACUGCGACGUUUCUGACCGAAGAGGAGCGAGCAUUCGUAGUGUACAGGCUCAAGUACCAAGACUUCAAGGAUGAGGGAGAAGGCGGAGCAGUCAGAGUCGCGCAAGAUGACAGUUUCCAGUGGAAGUUUGUGAAAGCCGCAUUCCUGGACUGGCAGAUCUGGACUAACGUAUGGGUGUAUUGGGGUAAGCUGUCUGAUGGCGUUCUCCAUUUGUGUCGAAUACUGACAAGGACAGGCAUCGUUUGCCCCUUGUACGGAAUCUCGCUAUUCCUUCCUUCAAUUAUUCGCGGCCUUGGAUACACCAGCUCCACAGCGCAACUGUUGACAGUACCAAUUUACAUCACGGCUUCGGUGCUAGCGGUUGCAGUAGCGUGGUUCAGCGAUCGCGUGGGCAAGCGCUACCCAUUUAUCCUCGUAUGCUUGUGCAUCAUGGCGGUCGGAUUUAUCAUGUGUGUUGCAAGCGCGACCCCAGGAGUUAUCUAUGCUGGCGUGUUCAUCGCUGCAUGCGCGUUGUACCCGGCUUUCCCAGGCAACAUCACAUGGCUCAGCAACAGUGAGUUGAACGACACUCGACUUUGUGGCCUGCCGGCGCUGACUCUCUGUUUAGAUCUUGCUGGAUCGACCAAACGAGCCACGGGCCAAGCCAUCCAGAUCGCUGUAGGCAAUCUCGCAGGAGCCCCAGCCAUGGCUUCCAACUUCUAUCGAGCGGAAGACUCGCCACGUUAUAUCCUCGGGCAUGCGCUCGAACUCGGCUUCAUCGGCGCGGGCAUCGUGGCGUUGCUGGUGUUGGUGUUCAACUACAAGCGCAUCAAUAAGAAGCGCGAGAGGCAGAUGGCUGAGGGUGCGCAUAACGGAUACACGCCGGAAGAGCUGGGCGCGUUGGGGGAUCGCGCGGUGACGUAUCGGUACUUCUUGUAG
Molecule: messenger RNA, 1710 nt
Organism: Parastagonospora nodorum SN15
Lineage: Eukaryota; Fungi; Ascomycota; Dothideomycetes; Pleosporales; Phaeosphaeriaceae
Exons: 3
Coding region: 1-1710 (569 amino acids)
Biological process (GO): transmembrane transport
Cellular component (GO): membrane
Molecular function (GO): transmembrane transporter activity
Source: RefSeq, a predicted model, not a curated record